Molecule: messenger RNA, 1602 nt
Organism: Ostrea edulis (European flat oyster)
Lineage: Eukaryota; Metazoa; Mollusca; Bivalvia; Ostreida; Ostreidae
Product: glycine N-acyltransferase-like protein 3
Exons: 7
Coding region: 82-1026 (314 amino acids)
Cellular component (GO): mitochondrion
Molecular function (GO): glycine N-acyltransferase activity
Source: RefSeq, a predicted model, not a curated record
AUUGGCACGAACGUGCAGUGGUAGAAAUUGCCAUAACGAAGAAACUAAGGCAAACCACAGAAAAGUAGGCCACUCGGAGCAAUGUGCAGUAGAAAAGGUACUCAGAUGGAGACGUGCGUUGUCCUGGGUGAGGAGGACUACCCGGUACUUCUGGAGGAACUCUACAAACUACUGCCAAGGUCACUCAUGGUGUAUUAUCCAUUGAUGUUAUCCCACAGAAAUCUCAUCCCAAAAUUUAAGUACAUCUGUGUCGACAAAUGGCCAGAGUUUGAUUGUGUUUUAGAAGUCGAAAACCUGGCUGACGACGUCUCCCCACACAGAGUAAACGGUUUCUGUCGGAGGGAGGAGUAUAGUGUCGCUUUACAUCGCAUGAUUUGUCACGUCCUUCAAGAGUCUCCGUCUGACAUUCUUCUUUUUGGUGGACCAAAGAGAAUGGUGGAAAUCAUUUCUAUGUCACGUGAUGUAGAUGCGUCGAACAUUUCGGGAGCCGGGUGUUGUGGAUCGAAGAAAAUCCAAGAUACUACAACCUCAUCAGUACAUCUAGCUUACACUAACAACGCAUACCGAGUGUCGAGGGAAACCUUAAAGAAAACUGAAGUUCCAACUCCCUUUACCGUAUCUACCAUUUCGGAGGAGUAUAUGGAGUUAAUUCUGAGUCACUGGGAGUACAAGGACGUUUUUAGUGAUGCCAGGGAGUAUUUUACACCCAUUGCUACGUCUCUGGAAUCCGUGUGUAUACUCAAUGAGAAAGGAGAUCUUGUGGCCUGGGGUUUUGAACAGCAUUACGGAGCCAUUGGGAUGAUCCACGUCUUACCAGAGUAUCGUAGAAAGAAACUGGGCAGUGCAGUAGUCUCUCUUUUGUCGGAGAAACUCCUGCAGAAACACGACUUCGUAUACUCCGCUAUUGUAGCAGACAACACGGCUUCAAUCGUGAUGCACAAAAAUGUUGGAUACGAACAAUGUGAUGCAGACCCUGAAUCUGUCUUCAGCUGGUUUAUGUAUGAGAAAGACAAAACGAAACAAUGAGAAAUAAUCACUAGUGAAGAGGUCAAACUUUAACCAUGCACACUAUCUAUAUGUAAAAACUUAUACGGUACCAAUUUUGAUGCACCAGAUGCGCAUUUCGACAAAUAAUGUCUCUUCAGUGAUGCUCAACCGAAAUGUUUGAAAUCCGAAAUAACGAUAACCUUGCUAGAGCUAUUUAUGGGGAAAACAGAGAGCCAAAAAGUGGAGUCAAAUUCGUCAAAGGAUAAGAGCUAUGCAUGAGGGAGAUAAUCCUAUAUAUGAUUAUCAUUUUCGUAAUUUGUCAGUAAAAUUCUAAAUCAAUUAGCUCCUUUAAUGGUUAAUCGGUCACAGUUUUAGUUUAAGUGACCGACAUAUAAUUUGAUAAAUUUAUGAAUGCUGUCGAAAUCCUUGCCUGACCGUUGUUAAUUUGCAUAUGGAGGACGGCAAUGUCUAGAGAUUGAAUAUAGGAACUGCUGUAUCGAGAAAGAUAAUCACCUAAGAAAUUUUGUAAUCAAAUAUUUCGCGAUGAAAUAAAUGUUGAAUAUCAAAAAGGUUGACACAAAUCGUCGGAGCAAUUACAUAAUGUUUGUACUGAGA